Aphanomyces invadans is the source of this 1031-nucleotide messenger RNA. RefSeq lists its product as hypothetical. NCBI's taxonomy places the organism in Eukaryota, Oomycota, Saprolegniomycetes, Saprolegniales, Verrucalvaceae. The record is from RefSeq and is a predicted model, not a curated record. Gene Ontology annotation, molecular function: protein binding. The coding region runs from base 30 to 725 and encodes 231 amino acids. The transcript is spliced from 3 exons.
GGCAAAGUUGACCAGGCAGCUUGAAGAACAUGGACGACAGAUCUAAACCCUCUUCUCCGGAAGACUGUCUGUCUCAUCGCCUGGAAAAAUGCGAAAACAUCACGGCCGGACAUGAGUUGAAUCUCGCAGAUUUGCACCUUACAACUGUACCAAGCCAGAUCCUCAACAUGUCCAGCUUGAGGGUCAUGAAUUUACGCAACAAUAAUUUGGCCAGUCUCCCGAUUGAAUUCGUCGAGUGUUUUCCCCUGCUCGAAGUUGUCAACUUGGCGCAAAACCACCUCACGCAUCUGCCACCCGAUAUGGGCAGUCUGCAAAAGCUCCGGAAACUGUUUGCUCAGUCGAAUCAACUGCGGUCACUGCCCCUAAGUUUGACAGGUUGCACCAAGCUUGUGGAAUUGUUUGUCCAGCACAAUCGUAUCCAAGACAUUCCAGACGAGUUUGCGCUGCUUUCAUCAUUGCAAGUGCUGAGUAUCGCGCACAACGAGCUGAAGACACUACCAAAAGGCUUGCACGCGUUGGUCAAACUCAAAGUCGUGGAUUUAUCGGGCAAUCCUGACCUUACCGACGUCCCUGAGAACAUUCGCAGGCUGCACGAUCGCCACGCCGUGCUCCACUCCAAGCAAAUGCGGCGGGAACUCAUUUCUCGUGCGUUAAAGGUUAAACGUGCGGUGAUUCAAGCACUUCAAGCCCAAGCCCGUGAAGUCGCCGUCAAUUUGUCCAAGUGACGGCGUAUUUAUUGCAUGUUGCUACUUCAACUCUUCUAGCCACCACUUCAGAAAGACAGUGAACUGAAUGUAGUCGCCGUCCUGGUCUUCUAAGCUCGUCUUGGCGAUUUGCAUUUCCUCUUCGUCAAAUUCUUCACCGAUAUCCUUGAUCAACGCAGCGAAGUCCGUCACGCGAAUUGUGCCCGUGUUCAUCUUGUCGUACUUGGAGAACGCGCGUUUGAGAGCUCCGUACUGGUCCGCAUUCAGCCCCAGCGCAGCAAAGUCAAUGUUAUCUGCCUUGCUCAUCCUGUGUACGCUCAAUUUGAC